Aspergillus nidulans FGSC A4 is the source of this 814-nucleotide messenger RNA. Its product is annotated as DUF3716 domain-containing protein. Bases 78 to 632 code for a protein of 184 amino acids. The record is from RefSeq and is a predicted model, not a curated record. Lineage: Eukaryota; Fungi; Ascomycota; Eurotiomycetes; Eurotiales; Aspergillaceae. The transcript is spliced from 2 exons.
GCUCUUCUCCAUAUCCUUCCCAGCUUACCAUUCCUUGUCUCUACCUCACUGCCCUUUGCUAUCUCUAAUUAGGCAACAUGUCAUCGGGAGCUGCCAAUAACCCUGACCCCAACGCAGAUAAUGCUCUCCUUCGCCGCCCAUAUGACCCAACAAUACAAGGGACUGCUGGCCAGUUUCUCAACAAGUUCACCAUCCCUGUGUCUGGUUUCCAGGAUGAGCAGACUGGUCAUUCUUACGCUGUAGUCCGUCUCACUGCCAAGGGUAACCGGGCUCUGUUUUAUCUCUGCCACAACAAUGUGCAGAGAGAGGUGUGGCGAUUUCCUUCGUACGAGUUCGUUGUUCGUGUUGGCGCUCUCACGGUGAAGCAGGUCCGCACUGCGCGGCCAUCGUACGUCAAUGCCAUUUUGAUUGCUUCACGUGGUAUCAAGACUCGCGAGCCUUGCUCUAUGAACACUCGCUCUGUCUUUGGGGAGCAUGUACGAAUCCCAGGCUAUUGGAAUGGUGCUUGUGCUGGUUGCAAAUGGAAGGAUGGCGGGGCUCGUUGUGACUUUUAUGCAGAUCGUGAGCCCAAGUACGUGCCGCUCAGUGUUGCGGAGCUCCCACGUGCUCCAAUUGAGGAGCUAGAGGACUGAUCUUGUGCGUACGAUCUGGUUCUGCCAGUGUUUGUUCUUCUCUUCGUGGGCUCUGUGUCGGGCUGGUCUUCUUUCUAUUGUUCUUGUUGUAAUUCAUAGUCUUGUACGGCCUUAGUUUCUUCCAGCGCAUGGGCUGGCUCCCAUGUAGGGUUAGCCCAUCCAGUCUAUUUAAGCAGGUACUC